Messenger RNA from Pogona vitticeps (central bearded dragon), 1361 nucleotides. The record is from RefSeq and is a predicted model, not a curated record. Lineage: Eukaryota; Metazoa; Chordata; Lepidosauria; Squamata; Agamidae.
AUGGCUGUAAGAUGUGUUCCUGGAAAUAAGUUUUCCAAAAAUGUAUCUUCCAAAAGUGACAGCUAUGUGUUUGGCAAAUACAUGCAUCUCACAGGCUUUUUGUUUCCCACAGGAAUUGAUUUUAAAAUCAGAACAAUAGAAUUAGAUGGGAAGAAAAUCAAACUUCAGAUAUGGGACACUGCAGGCCAGGAAAGGUUCCGCACCAUCACAACCGCCUACUACAGAGGAGCCAUGGGAAUAAUGCUGGUAUAUGAUAUUACCAAUGAAAAAUCUUUUGACAACAUCAAAAACUGGAUAAGGAACAUAGAAGAGCAUGCAUCCUCCGAUGUAGAAAGAAUGAUCCUGGGCAAUAAAUGUGAUAUGAAUGAGAAAAGGCAAGUUUCAAAAGAAAAGGGAGAGAAGUUAGCGAUCGAUUAUGGAAUCAAAUUUCUGGAGACAAGUGCAAAAUCUAGCAUAAAUGUGGAAGAAGCUUUCUUCACUCUGGCACGGGAUAUUAUGACAAAGCUCAACAGAAAAAUGAAUGACAACAGUUCAGCAGGUGCGAGUGGGCCAGUGAAAAUAACAGAAAACAGAUCAAAGAAGAGCAGCUUCUUUCGAUGCACACUGCUUUGAUGAACUUCUUAACAAUAGACUGCAGCAUACCUAGAAAGAAAAAAAAAGAAAAAAACCCUUUUCCUGCUACUCUGAAAGCACAGGCUCACCUAGCCUCUAGAGCUGUUACCACCAGGCUGCUGCUGAGGGCUCUGUCUGAACGUAGAGUGCACUAAACCAAGAGAAAUGGAUUUUAGUUUGCUCUGCUUCUCAACAUGUUCGGCUCCUUCAUCUCAAAUACGGAAGCCCUGAAGUUGAGAGAGACACACGUGCAGGAGCUCAAUCUUCCUUUCUUCUUCAUUGCUUUGUUUCACUGCCUGCUUCAAAAGCUGCUAAAGUUUUCCCCCCCUCCUUUGCACAUCUGUGCUAGCUUUUUGUUGCCUGUUAGAACACAGUCUUACACCUGUAUUUGCACAGCUUUUUAAUCUGGUAAGCAUUCUCUAGCAUAAUUCUAUUCCAGGUAUUUCUCCCUCCCCCCCUUCUUUUCCUGCUGUGCUGUAGAAGACUAGGGUUGGAUUCCACUGCACAGUACACAGGGGGCAGGAUCCAGCCCAUCAUGGGGCAGCACUCCUGCACAGAGAGGAUUUCUCUGUCCCCCACCCCACCCCAGCAUGUGAGGCCAUGCGUUUAAGUCAGUCUGUGCUUCCCGUAUUCCCACCCAGCCACCCUGCUCCACCCUGUCUUAACUUAGUUAUGCUCUUGAAUGUGAAUUAUUUUCUUGUUGAGGCCAGAAAGAAAGUUGGGUGGGAAGUGCGAAACGUACAUGGACU